CUUCCGCCACGAAGCCAUCGGUGUAAAAUUUCCUAAGCUAUUUUCGGUGUAUGUGCAGCGUGCGCUCGGUUUGCACUUGUGCUCCUUUUACCGACCUUGAACUAUAUACUGCACUCUCGUAUAACUGGCCUCGUUUUCUGCUGCUGCUGCAUCUCUUCCUGUUGCAUCCCGGGGAAAGGCACGCGUGUUCUCCUGUGCGCAUAUUUCGGGAUCGACCUGCAUCCAGCUUUCUGUAUGUUUGUGUAUGUGUCCGUGUACCAGCAACCCCCGAUGACCAAUGACAAUCUGGGUGUUUUUGGAGUGCAUUCCCGUUGGUUCCCGACGAGGGCCAGCGCUGCUGCCACUAUUGUUGCCUGAGAAUCUCGUGGUCGCCGUCAUUCAGUCAAGUGCUACCUGAUGGAAACGGGCUAACUACGAAGUGUCUCGCGUGCGUACUCGAAUCGUUAGUACAAAGUUCCAAAGUGUUCAACCCCGCGUCCGUAGCGAAGUUUUAUGGAAAAAAUCUUCCCCCACAAAACGUCUUAACGUAUCAAAGUGUUCAAAUCGAAGCAGAGAAAAGUUAGUAGAAAUAUUUACCAGUGUUUAAGCCAGAAGCUAAGCGUAAGAAGAAAACUUAGAAGAAGAAGAAAAGGUGAUUGUUUGUGACCCAAGUGCGGAAGAAAAGCCUUGUCAACCAUGCACGAAGAAGCCUCAUCGACGGCCAGUUCUUCCACCAAACCUACCAAUAUCGUGUACACCAACAUCAAUGGCGGGGGUGGCGGCGGAAGUGUCCUAUCCGGCGGGGGUGGUGCAACUCAUCUCAACGGAAAUCUCCUGAUAACAACCACUCCAACCAUGCAGGACGCCUCGUCCUCGCUCUACGAGCUGGUUCACCAUCAGCACCAUCACCAACAGCAGCAGCAGCCCUCGUACCAGCAGCACCAUCAACAGGUCAUGACAACGAGCCAACCACUCCAUUCAACCAAAAUCAUCAUCACCAAUCAGCCGCUAAUCAGCACCACUACCACCACUAGUCCAGCCGGGGUCCGCACCCUUCAGCAUCACAUGCAACAGCCCCAGCAGCCCCAACAUCACCACGUUCAAUCGACAUCAUCCUGCAGCUCCAGCAGCGGUCCGACCUCGUCCACCACGACCACCACCACCAUCCUGAUCAAUACGGACGUCGACGGUUGCUCCCCGUUCGACAGCGUGGCGGCCGCUGCUGCUGCCAUCUUUGAAUCGGACCCCGGUGGACCUUCGGCCGAAGCACUCACAGCGGACACGGCUGUGGCGGCGGCUGCUGCAGCCCUCAUAGACCUGCACCCAUCGUCGUCGUGCAGUUCCGCUGCGUCCGUACCAAACGCCGCCGACGGAACUCUGCACAUCCAGGAGUUGGGAAUUGCAUCGACAACUGUGGCGGCUCCAGCCACAGCAACAGCAGCAUCCUCAUCAUCAACGUCAGCGUCAUCAUCCACGGCUGCCGAUCCCGGAUCCGGAGGAGUGGCGUUGCACGAGCCCAUCGAGAUAAAGAUUCCAUCGGAGGGGUCCUUUGCCGAGGGAUCCGAUGGUGGCUACCACGACAACAUCUCCCAAACGCAGUCGAACUAUCUCGCGAUCCCCCCGUCAGGUACUACCGCCAUUGAGCCGACCAGUCUCAAUAACCUUAAUGUUGUAUCCGCCAUCCAAUGCGAUCAAACUGAUUUUAAAUAUUUCAUUGAAGAACUGUGCCCGGUGUGCGGUGACAAAGUUUCAGGCUACCACUACGGACUGCUGACGUGCGAAUCGUGCAAGGGCUUCUUCAAGCGCACCGUCCAGAACAAGAAGGUCUACACCUGCGUCGCCGAGCGGCAGUGCCACAUCGACAAGACCCAGCGCAAGCGCUGCCCGUACUGUCGCUUCCAGAAGUGUCUCGAGGUCGGCAUGAAGCUAGAAGCUGUUCGAGCCGAUCGGAUGCGUGGCGGGAGGAACAAAUUCGGGCCCAUGUACAAACGCGAUCGGGCGCGAAAGCUUCAAAUCAUGCGACAACGACAGUUGGCCAUCCAGGCCUUGCGGGGGUCGAUCGGUGGAGGCGUCGGUAUCGGGCAGCUCGGGUCGGACGGUACAUCGGCGCAACUGCAGGGCAUCGACUACCACCAGCCGUACUCCAACAUGCACAUCAAGCAGGAAAUCCAAAUUCCCCAGGUGUCUUCGUUGACGUCCUCGCCCGAUAGCUCACCUAGUCCGAUCGCCAUCGCGUUAGGUCAAGUGAACCCGCAGACGACGAUAUCGCUGAGCAGUGGCGUGGGAGGCAACGGAAGCAGUGGAGGCGGAAGCGGCGGAGGCGGCGGUAGCAACAACAGUUCCGGUGCGGGCACCGGAGGUUCCAACUCGACGUCCACGGCUAUCCAGAACCAGCUCUCGGAGUCCAAACUAUGGAUGAGCGCCAACUCGACGACCGCCUCGCCACAUUCGCUAAGUCCCAAAGCGUUCAGCUUCGACAGCGGAACGAAUCCCACCAGUACGGCAGAUUCGGGCAACCCAGCGGACACGUUAAGGGUAUCGCCGAUGAUUCGCGACUUCGUCCAAUCGAUCGAUGACCGGGAGUGGCAGACGUCGCUGUUCUCGCUGCUGCAGUCUCAGUCCUACAAUCAGUGCGAGGUGGAUCUGUUCGAGCUGAUGUGCAAAGUAUUAGACCAAAAUCUGUUCUCCCAGGUGGACUGGGCGCGGAAUACGAUAUUCUUUAAGGAUUUGAAGGUGGACGACCAGAUGAAGCUGCUGCAGAACAGCUGGUCCGACAUGCUCGUGCUGGACCACAUACACCAGCGGUUACACAACGGGCUGCCGGACGAAACCACCCUGCACAACGGGCAGAAGUUUGAUCUCUUAGGUUUAGGACUGCUGGGCGUGCCGAGCCUGGCCGAGCACUUCAACGAGCUGCAGAACAAGCUGCAGGAGCUCAAGUUCGACGUCGGCGACUACAUCUGCAUGAAAUUCCUGUUACUGCUGAACCCUGUAGAGGUACGGGGGAUCACGAACCGGAAAACGGUGGUCGAAGGCUAUGAGAACGUGCAAGCAGCGCUGCUGGAUUACACCCUCACCUGUUAUCCGUCGGUGCCUGAUAAGUUUAGUAAGUUGCUCAGUAUUAUUCCGGAAAUCCACGCGAUGGCCACCCGUGGCGAGGAGCACCUGUACAUUAAGCACUGUGCCGGCAGUGCGCCUUCCCAGACGCUACUGAUGGAGAUGCUGCACGCCAAGCGGAAAUGAAGUCAUCGCCAUCGUCAUCGCGUCGUCGUUAGAGCGUUGUAGUAGUCGUAUAGUGAGAGAGCCACAAAAAAAAGCAAGAAGAGGGGAAACAAAUUGUGAUCGCGCCAUGGGCGUGGGACGGGACUUGGGUGGGGGCAACAGCAACAGCAACAAGUUUAAAAGCGAAGACACCAACCCCGGUACUCCCUGGACCCGGAAGCAGCAGUAGGCGGUAGGCAGUAGUAGGAAGAUCAACGUGUGUGCACGCGGUGGGAAGCGAAGUGAAGCAAAGCGGAAGCCGAUCCAGCGGAAAUGUGUUCUUUUCUUCGUUUCUUCAGAUAAAUUGUGUACUUUUCCUUUAAGUUGCAUCGAGCCAAGCGAAGCGCGAUCCGUUAUUUGCUUUUGUUGUUAAACUACUUUGUAAUAAUUUAACACGUUAAACUAGGCGUCCAUUUUGAGCGAAAGGUGUGAAUAGUCCCCAACCUGAAGCGCAAAGUUCAAGAGACAGAAAACAAAAAUCCGUACCAUAACUCGUAACACGUAACGGAGCAGCCUCCGUCAGCAGGCGUACAGCCAACGGGUCUGUAUGCGAUUGAACCACUUUUUAAAAAGUGCACCACCUAUUACCAGCACACAGUUGACACACAAUAUGACGUUACCAUUUCAUCUCAGCGAUUAAAAUUUUAAUUCCUUACAUUACAACAACUGUGUGAGAAACUACCAGCGAACCGCGCGUAUAAUAGUGAAAGCAAACAAAGAAAAAAUCAGCUCGUACCCAAUUGUCACCAUAGUCGAAGGCAGUCCUUGCAAACCGAAACAAAAACAAACACUGAAAGUAAUUCACCCGACGAAUCUAAGCGCGCGAAUGCAUCACAAAUCAAACUUUAUCUGAACCAGAAACGGACAACAAACUGUAGCCGCAGGCCGAUCGCAACUUCCGCGUGACCCUGUCAAGGGACAUGUUUAUAACCUUCAAAUCAAAUAGAAUAUGUAUACCGAAUGGAAAUGAAAAUCCAAACCGCAAACAAAAGAGAAAAAACGUAAAACAAAGGAUCUAAAACUAAGUGUUCAAUAAAUGUUAAUUCACGCUGUUAACGAAUUCUCCUUAAACAACAAAAACCAACAAGAGCGAAACAAAUAACUCUUUUUUCUCGUGUAAGAAUCAUCUAAUUUAAUUUAAUCUUUCUGUUUUCGGAACGUUAGUGCAAUAUUUAAGGCCACCAAUUCAGCAAAACAACCAACCCGCAGCAAUCCAUGUCAUCUCAUGUCAGAGUCAUCUCACUACACCAUCACCACCCAAAGAACAAAAUCCGAAUCAAAGGUAUCCUCGGAAUCCAAUCCAAGCGCGAGUUUUGCACCUCCUUUUUGCUCGAUUAUCGUUCCUCUUUGUCCUUACACACUGUAACUUAAUAAAAAUAGAGAUCACCUCCACCGGCAGCGCGAGACAGCACCACCACCUGUGCGCUUCACGCAUUAAGUAAGUAACAAACAGAAAAA
Molecule: messenger RNA, 4698 nt
Organism: Aedes albopictus (Asian tiger mosquito)
Lineage: Eukaryota; Metazoa; Arthropoda; Insecta; Diptera; Culicidae
Gene: ftz-f1
Product: nuclear hormone receptor FTZ-F1
Exons: 9
Coding region: 676-3222 (848 amino acids)
Biological process (GO): tissue development; regulation of transcription by RNA polymerase II; hormone-mediated signaling pathway
Cellular component (GO): RNA polymerase II transcription regulator complex
Molecular function (GO): nuclear receptor activity; RNA polymerase II cis-regulatory region sequence-specific DNA binding; zinc ion binding
Source: RefSeq, a predicted model, not a curated record